UUGACUACUUUACGGCAAUCAGCAGCAGGUGAUUACGACGAGUUUGUCAAGCAGACAUAAACAAGGAUUUCGGAAUGAUAAUAUCUCCCGUCGUCAGUCGAAAAUAUUGUCCAAAAGAUUUGGCAAUCAUCUUGUUAUGAAAAGUCUAGUUACCCAUGAAAAUGCUGCCAAGAGUAAUUAAAGAGUGGCUGACUGAAUAUAAGAGCUUGAUGGAUGAAGAGAUCAACACAUUUUCAUGCACAUUGAAAGAAAACAAGCCACUAAUUGAUGCUUUAUAUGUCCUGUUUGAAAGCAAGACAUCUGUUGAGGACCUCGAUCCAGUGUGUCAUCAGCUUUUUGAGUUUUAUCGUUCGAAGGAGAACAACCUCCGCAAGUUUGCUCUGGAGUUCGUUCCGUCUCUGAUCUGGUUAUACCUUCACUGCCUAAGCCUCAAUGACAAGAAGACUUGCGGAGGUUUGGAAGCUUUUCUUCUUGGGGUGUACAAUCUGGAGAUCGUACAUAGCGAUGGCUCUCCCAAGAUCAAGAUGUUUCGCGUCCCUUCAAUAGGACAAGGAUCUGUAUAUCAUGAGCACAUCAACCUCAGCACGAUGGCGCUGUCGGAGAGCACACUGUCGCGCUACAACAAGACUAGCGAGAUGUGGAGUGGCGGUCCCUGUCUCCACUACGAGGCUAUCAACGGACAAAACAGGCAAGCAAUUUUGACACAGUUGAUACAGGUCUACAACAAUGACAUUGCACAGCUAUCCCAUCAUUCCCAUAAUGCAUUGUGCAUUUCUGCAUCAAGGAUAGCCAUUUCUGGAUUGCCAAGCCGAAAUGUUUCUGCCAUGGAUUUGCAGUCUUGGCCUGUCAAUAAUGGUCCUCGCCCCAAUCACACCAAGAUUUCCAAUGGCCAGCAGCCUAGUCUGGCUAUCAGCCCCGCCCUGCUUGUAGAGAUACUGUGGGGUAUCAAUUUUGCUAUGUAUAAUGGCUGCACAACAAUUGCCAAACAAGCAGUUCAAGAUGUGCACUUGCGAGCUUGCUAUGAACUUCUUGCAGAUGUACAGUUGGUGACAGAAGCAAUAUUGAACUCGGAAAGAUUGGGUUCUGGACUAACAGAAGAUGGACUGCCAAUGGGUAUCUCAUAUUCUUCUCAUGGUUUUACCAAGUCUGCUAUCACCAAUGCCUCCUUUAAAGCCAAGAAACUGCCUGAUGACAUCUCUGUCAUAGCAGACAAACCUGACGCAGAUCAUGCUCGUUUGUCUCCAAUAGAAGAGGAAAGCAAGGGAGGUGGUAAACUUGUUGCACGCAUUGCAAAAGGCAAGAAGGAGAAGGAACGAGAUAAGCCACGAGGGAGGGAUGCACAGAAGGAGUCAGACACAAGCUCCAACAAAUCUUUGGUUCUUAAUGGUGAUGGAGUAGAUGGCAUCAUAAAAAAUCAGCAGAGUAAAUCAGUUGAAGCAUUUGAAUUAAAACAAAUGAACCGAUCACGACAUUCUGGUGGAACUGAAGACAGUAUGGUAACCAAUGGUAACAGUAAUGCUGUGCUUACUCAUAGACAGGGGGACAGUAGGGGCUCAGGGGAGGGUCAAGGUGCAGAAGUCAGAAGUCGCCCUUCUUCAUUUAUUGGUGCUCCAGUUAAUCCCGAAUCCUAUAGUACUGAUCUGUGAUAAUCUCUUCCAGAUGCAAACAUUUCCAUGGAAGGAAACUCUGGACAUCAUACCAGUGAUGGCUAGACUGCAAUUUUCUGUGAUUCUGACAUGUUACUAGAACUUUUAGUGAGACUUUCAGAGAGAAGGCAAAGUGGGGCUGUGUUAACAGAUAUGCUUAAUUCUUUGCUAGAAUUUUAUGGAGUAAAAAUACAAUCAUGAACUUUAAAUGUAAGAGAGUGUGCACAUUUCUAUAACAUGUUACAGCAUUGUUGACAAUGACACUAAUGUAAUGAUACUCAGGCAGCCAUAUUGUUUGGGGGGAUGGCAUUUGUUAUUAGGCUGUAAGAAACCGAUCAUGACUAAAAAAGAUUGCAGAAAAAAUUGUGCAUAACUUUUACUUGAGGCUACAUGAUGGGAACAUUAAAAGUUGUGUAGAAAAUUC
Molecule: messenger RNA, 2070 nt
Organism: Pomacea canaliculata
Lineage: Eukaryota; Metazoa; Mollusca; Gastropoda; Architaenioglossa; Ampullariidae
Product: hyccin-like
Exons: 12
Coding region: 156-1646 (496 amino acids)
Biological process (GO): phosphatidylinositol phosphate biosynthetic process; protein localization to plasma membrane
Cellular component (GO): plasma membrane
Source: RefSeq, a predicted model, not a curated record